AUUAGACCGGUCUCCGAUCUGAAAGUCUUUUUGCUCCGAUUUUGUCCGUCAUCGAUCACCGUUCGCUAAAUACUCGUCGAGUAUCGUCAUUGCGCAAAUCUCCAAUAGUCGCAUAACCGGAUUUUCCACGGUCUCUUUUCAAACGCGAGAUCGCGAAUUUCCCCGACCACGUUUGGUCUCUUUCUCUUGCUCUUUCUCUCUCCUCCCUCCCUCCCUCCCCCUUUCGGACCGCAUCCCAAUCGAUCUCUCAAGCGUUCCCGUAGAAGAGCGGCUGCUCAGAAUCUUUGCGCAUAAAGUCCGUGCCGCGUGCAUACUGUUCUGCUCGUGUUUUUUCACUCGUUUAAACACAAUCAUCAGACUAGGGAGUUGUGUGUUCCUGAUUUUGAGCAAGUUCACUAAAAAUUAACUGUCAAAAUGGCAAAUGAACCUGAUAUGCCCACCUUCAAGUGCGUGCUGGUUGGCGAUGGUGGUACUGGCAAGACCACCUUCGUCAAACGGCAUUUGACCGGCGAAUUUGAGAAGAAGUAUGUUGCCACUCUAGGAGUCGAGGUCCAUCCAUUGAUCUUUCACACCAAUCGUGGACCGAUUCGCUUCAACGUCUGGGAUACAGCUGGUCAAGAGAAAUUUGGUGGUCUCCGCGAUGGCUACUAUAUUCAGGGUCAGUGUGCCGUUAUCAUGUUUGAUGUUACAUCCAGGGUAACGUACAAAAACGUACCCAACUGGCAUAGGGAUCUGGUCCGUGUCUGUGAAAACAUACCAAUUGUCCUUUGUGGUAACAAAGUCGACAUCAAGGAUAGAAAAGUCAAGGCCAAGAGCAUUGUGUUUCAUAGGAAGAAGAAUCUCCAGUACUACGAUAUCAGUGCAAAAAGCAAUUACAACUUUGAGAAACCUUUCCUAUGGUUAGCACGCAAAUUGAUUGGAGAUCCAAACCUCGAAUUCGUCGCUAUGCCUGCGCUGCUGCCACCGGAAGUUACUAUGGAUCCACAAUGGCAGCAACAAAUUGAGAAAGAUCUUAAAGAAGCUCAAGAAACAGCAUUACCAGAGGAUGAUGAAGAUCUUUAGUUUAUUUAACACAUUGGGGAUGGUCUUUACAGAGAGUAAGGCCUAUUAUGCGGGUGCUCCGUGGUCGUAUCGCGCACUCGUACAUCUUCAUAGAAGUCGAAGAUUCUUUCUUUAAGAAAAAUAUAAUUUACAUGCAAUAUUUAGUUCGAUGCUUUAUGCUGGGCACCCAACUUCUGUGAAUUUGCAUGUUACAUGUAUAGCCUUAAAGACGGGUCGCUUAAAUACGUUGUAAUACGGAAUGCGCAACAUGUGUGUGAUUGUGUAUGCGAUGUGCACUUGAAUGUCUAGAUUUUAUAAAAUUCUUAUGUAAUAAUGGUGAUAUAUUAUCACGUAAAUUAGAAACAGAAUAAAGUAAUGGUGAAACUGCGGAAAUGACUUGUGAUACGAAUUCAUAGGACCCAGCUGACUGAAGCUGAUACAACGUAAUAUGAAACAACCGAAAAAGAAUUCAUUACAUUUUCAGAUUCGCUCGUUUGUAUAGAUGUGCGUGCGUGCGUGCGUGUGUAUGUACAUAUAUACAUAAGAAAUGGAAUUGUGUAAGGCGUGCUGUAUAUUAAACACACAAUCACGCUAACCCACUUUAAGGCAUAUAAAAAGUAACAUCAUCU
Molecule: messenger RNA, 1670 nt
Organism: Trachymyrmex cornetzi
Lineage: Eukaryota; Metazoa; Arthropoda; Insecta; Hymenoptera; Formicidae
Gene: Ran
Product: RAN, member RAS oncogene family
Exons: 3
Coding region: 415-1062 (215 amino acids)
Biological process (GO): ribosomal subunit export from nucleus; protein import into nucleus
Cellular component (GO): cytoplasm; nucleus
Molecular function (GO): GTPase activity; GTP binding
Source: RefSeq, a predicted model, not a curated record